UUCUAAUUCAAAGUUUUAUCUAUUGCGUAUAUAUGCAGGGUUGAAUCUUUGCCUUUGUUGGUUGAUUCCUAAGCAGAAAAAAAAAAAAAAAUGGAAAAAGUACAGCAGCAGCAAUGGUGGAAGUUAAGGUGGUCGUACAGGAAUGCCACCAUCUUGGUCUCUUUGUUCAACUUCAUCGCCGCACUUUUCUUGCUUCAGAGCUUCUUCUUUUCUGCGUCCCCUUCCACCAAAUCCAAUUCAGUUGAACGAUAUAUAAGGGAAUCUGAAGAGAUUCGCCGUGCAAUGAUGCCUGUGAAUCUAAUUAAAAGAGUGAAGGAAAUUGAAAAGGAAGCCUACAUUGAAGUAGAGCCUCUUGAACAUAAGGAUGUGAAGCAGGGUGCUGCAGUAGACCUGAUAACUAGGAUGAACAAUAUUCGAUCUUAUUCUGAGGCUAGUGGCACCAAAGCUCUUGAAGAAUGGCGUAAGCGGAAGAUGGAACGGGCCAGAAAGCGGGAACUUGGGAAGGAUGGAACCACCAUCUAACUGAAUAUUUGUCUGAGCAAUGGGUUGCCUGCCUGCUCAUUUCACUCUUUUAUUUCAAGAUUGAUAAUGUAUAGCAUAGCAUGAAAUCAAGAAUUAACAAAUCUAUUGUUGAAACCUCUACUUAUCUAAAACCUUUUAUUGAAACUUUGUGCCAUAUGAUUGAACA
Ipomoea nil (Japanese morning glory) is the source of this 688-nucleotide messenger RNA. RefSeq lists its product as uncharacterized. The record is from RefSeq and is a predicted model, not a curated record. Bases 91 to 522 code for a protein of 143 amino acids. Lineage: Eukaryota; Viridiplantae; Streptophyta; Magnoliopsida; Solanales; Convolvulaceae. The transcript is spliced from 4 exons.